GCCGCAGCUCGUAUUUCUGGGCCAAAUGGAAAAGUCCUGUGAGGAGUGUUGGUGAUAGAAAGGCUGGAUGAUGCCCACCAUUUUAAGUCGUAGAAGAAGAUGCUGAAGUGUUGAACAUAUUGAACAUGCUGUAAGCAAGUCUGUCCCGGAAGCAGCUUUUGAAGGUUGUGCAUAUACUGAAAAAGUGACUGAAUGGAAGAUUAAGGUACUGAUACUGUGCCAGUCUUGUUCCUCUACUUCGAGUCAAUAUGUCAAAGAAAUUGGAGGCUCCGCUCUCCUUGUCCGACUGCCUCUGCCAAAUUUGCAUGGAGAUCUUUGUGGAGCCUGUGACGCUGCCUUGCAACCAUACCCUCUGUAAUUCUUGUUUCCAGCUGACAGUUGAGAAGGCCAGUCUUUGUUGCCCUUUUUGUCGGCGUCGAGUCUCUUCCUGGGCACGAUACAAUGCCCGCAGAAAUACUCUUAUCAACUGGGAACUCUGGGAGAAGAUUCAGAAGAACUACCCAAAGGAGUGUGAGUGCAGAAUUAAUGGAGAGGAUUUGGAACAGGAAAUCUGUGUCCCCCAUCCGCAACACCAGCUGAGCAAGCCUGGGGAACUGAGGCAGGAAUAUGAAGCAGAGAUUAGCAAGGUGGAGGCAGAAAGGCGAGCACAUGAACAAGAGGAGAACAAAGCAAGUGAGGAAUACAUCCAACGCCUGCUAGCGGAAGAGAAGGAAGAACGCGCAUUGGCAGAAGAGAGACGGAGAGAGAUGGAGGAACAGCUGAAGCAAGAUGAAGAGUUGGCCUGGCAGCUGAGUAACAGUCUGAACGAUGGCUCCAAAGGACAUAUGCUCAGCAGUCCUUCACCAGCAGGCAGUCUCUCACCUGAAACAUCCCCAUUUAAUUUGUGCAAGACAAAGAACAAACCAAGUAACUCUGGAGACAUUCAGAAGUAUCUGUCUCCAAAGCUUCAACAUACACUGGGAUCAACAUCAUUCUCUAGAACAGAAAGAAGCAGGAGUGACUGUGGCUUUGUGGAGACCAAUAGCAAUGAAAGUGGCAGCAGUUCUGCAUGGCAAGAUGACCAAGAGGAAAUGCCAACACUGUCUCCCCAGCUGACCAGUGUGAUUAAAGAUUCCAGUGCUAAGGAUUCGUUUUUGGAAUCAUGCAUGAACUAUUUCAGUGCCUUGCCUUCAGGAGAAGCCACCAGUGUCAAGCAGGAAAAAUCUCCAAGACCAAAUUGUCUAGGAGACGAAGUUUCAAAUGGAGUCAUGAAAGGGGAAGGGUCUGGAACAGUUCUUCGUAGACCCAAAGGCGAAGGAAUUGAGUCAGACAGUGACAGUUUAAUACAUAUAGAAAGCAUAAACCUUGAAAACUCUGCUGAAACUUCUACCUUCUUUCAGUCAGCCACAAUUUCUGUGAUGUCUGACAGGAGAAGUGUAAUAUGUGAUCUCACGAGGGUGGCUAGACACUCAGAUGAAGAAAAACCAGAGAGACUGCAAAACCCUAAGGGAACUCCAAAAAGAAAGUUGCUGGAGCCACCAGCUGCAGCAGUGGUUGACUCGUGCGUGCUUGAUAAGAGGAGAAGAACUUUUCCAGAAAGUUUAAAGGACCAAGGAGAGCAGAUAAAGGAUUUUAACUUGCAAAUGCAGAAAGCCUUUGAGCAGAAGCUCUAUGAAAGGCGUAUGCAAGAGGAGCAGGACAGGCUUCUGGCUCUGCAGCUACAAAAACAGAUCAACAAGGAGGAAAGGACCCUUAAUCGACAAAAGGGCUCUCCAGAUGAGUACCACCUUCGCACCAAACCACCUCAGCCUGUGAAAGACUCUCCUGCUAGAAAGGGAAGCUCUAAGAUGGCAAAAGACUCAAAGGUACCAAAAAAACAGGCUGAAACAAAUCACCGCAGGGCUCGGAAAGGUUCUUGCAAUGAAAACUGGCAGUCCCCUACCAAAGUCCGAAUGAAAUCGCCCAGCAUCAAGGGAGGAAAAGUUUUGAAUUGUGUGGUUAAUACCAGUGAUGCAAAUGAUAUUUGUUCACUACCUAAGAAUAAGCAAAAGACGAUCCUUCAGAUGUUUAAAAGCUCCGAUGCAGAGUAGAUCUACAUAACCACAGAAACAUGGUGGAGUGAGAAUUAAAACCAUGAUAAUGCUUUCUCUUGUGUUAGGCAAAGCUUCCUGUAAACAGUUCUAAAAUUGUUGGUUUUGAGGGGGAUCGCUUCAAACCAUAAAGUGUGGUGUAUUCUGGGAAGUUUUAUUAACGUACACCCCUAGACUUCAAAAAAUUUGAAUUGGUCUUUUCUUGACUGCAGCUUAUUUUCUACCACUUGCAUUUACAUAAUUUUGAAUGUGAAUACUGUUAGUGUUUAAAACCAAACAUAACUGAUGGUCAUAUCUUAAAAUGAUAAUUUGGAGCUUUUUAUGGAAAGGAUGUACAGUCUGUGGGGGAAACAAAAAAUAAGUCUGCAUUUCCAGUUGCCUGCCAACUGCAGGGUUGAAGCUUCACUCGGCACAACCACUGUUCUGUUAAAUUGAAACCCGUUACUGGGAUUUAGGCUUUUUGUUGAAUUGCAUUGUUCACACGACAGUUACCAGUAUAAGUGGAUAGCCAGUCCUGCAGACACGCUUUCUCUCUCCCUCUUGUGUACUAACCCCUUCCUUGGACAGAGAGGAAGAAAACAGGUUGUUCCCCCACUGCCAAAGCCAAGGAUCUUUCCUAGGUGCCAACAGUAUAAGUGGUUGUGGGCUUGUAUUUACCUCUGUUCAUAGAGGUCAGUUCUGCAAAUCUGACUCUCACUGUUAGGAAAAAGAUACUUUUGUUUUCUUAUUACUAGUGAUCUGCAACUUCAUUCUUGUACGAUAAUGUUACCUAUAUUUAGUGCUAUUUAAUUUUUGUAUUCAAACUGGUUUGAGUCCAAUUAAAAACACACUUAACAUAUAGAUUGCCCUUAACAUAUAGGUAGUCUAUAAGGCAGUUAUAGUGGAGAAAGUUAAACCAAAAGAGGGGGAAAAACAACUGAAUACUGGAGUUGUCAGUCAUGACAUAACUAUAAUUAAAGAUUCACAUAACUACCAUGCCUGGCUGUAACUGUCGUCCCCCCCCUUUUUAGAGGGACUACUAAAUACUGUCUUCCAGUUGGUUGUAAAACUAACACCAUUCAGAAGAAUUACAGUUUAGACAUCUUGGAAAGCUGAGGCCUGUAGAAAGUUGAGGCUGAUGAAGAGUUAAUCAGCUACUGCUCAGCAGAGGAAUUACUCUUGCUGGAUUGUGUUAUCUGUUGCUAUUAUGAAACCAUCUUUUGGCCUUUCUUUGCUUGUAAUGAGAUAACUGUUCCACUGUACAUGUUCAGAAGAGAGCAAAGCACCAAUCUACAUUGCAGAAGCGUGUGUGAUAGUCACCAAAGUUAGCAAAUGUUUUAAAUGUGUACUUUUUUAAACCUCAUUGAUGAUUUAGAGUUUUUAAUUCAGUUCUGGGAAAUCUGUAACAAAAUACUUCAAAGCAGUAUCCUCUGAUGUUGUAAGUUUUAAAAAGCAAAACCUCAAAUUGUAUUGAAAGCAUGAACAGCACACCAAGCCAAAAAUGUUAAUUGGUUUUUUUCUUUGCCUGCAUGUCUCUGGUGAUGGUGGGUUUCUCAUAAAUAAAUGAUCAGUUAUAAGAUGCUUUUUGAGACAGUUACAACAGGUGACCAGUUGCAAAUCAUUCACUUUUCCUCUUGCUGCCUCAAAUGUUGUGCUGGAAGCCUUCCUUCAAUAUAAAUCUGUUUCUGUUUAA
Messenger RNA from Athene cunicularia (burrowing owl), 3741 nucleotides. RefSeq names its product ring finger protein 168 (gene RNF168). The record is from RefSeq and is a predicted model, not a curated record. The transcript has 9 exons. Gene Ontology annotation, biological process: protein ubiquitination; double-strand break repair. Gene Ontology annotation, cellular component: site of double-strand break; nucleus. The coding region runs from base 249 to 2069 and encodes 606 amino acids. Gene Ontology annotation, molecular function: nucleosome binding; ubiquitin-protein transferase activity; metal ion binding. NCBI's taxonomy places the organism in Eukaryota, Metazoa, Chordata, Aves, Strigiformes, Strigidae.